GGGAGCAGAGUCCAGAUGUCAGAAUAGGGGUAGGAGGGGCCAGGAGCCAGCGAGGCCAGCGCUGGGGCAGAGAGGACCAGUAAUUCGAAAACGCGCGUGCGCAGGACCCCUCCUCCAGGGCAUCGCUCAACGCAACGCGCAUGCUCGCCGAAGGGCUGCUGCGCUUCCCCGGGGCUCACCCACCCGGGAAUCUAUAAAUGGCGCGGAAGGAGCGAAAGUUGACUCUUUGGUCUCUAGAGCCGCUGGGGCGAUGAGCGGCGACUUCCGGAAGGCGGAGUCAGGGACCGAGCUACUUGCUCGACUUGAAGGUAGAAGUUCCCUGAAAGAUAUAGAACCAUUUUUGUUUGCUGAUGAAGGCUCUCCUAUCCAUGGUGACAUAUUUGAAUUCCAUGGUCCAGAAGGAACAGGAAAAACAGAAAUGCUCUAUCAUCUGACUGCAAGAUGUAUCCUUCCAAAAUCAGAAGGUGGAUUAGAAGUCGAAGUCUUAUUUAUUGACACAGAUUACCACUUUGAUAUGCUUCGGCUAGUUACAAUUCUUGAACAUAGACUGUCCCAAAGCACAGAAGAUAUAAUAAAACACUGUCUUGGAAGAUUUUUUCUCGUAAAUUGCAGUAGCAGUAAUCAAUUACUUAUCACCCUUUACUCAUUGGAAACUAUGUUUUGUAGCCACCCAUCCCUCUGCCUUUUCAUUUUAGAUAGUUUAUCAGCCUUCUAUUGGAUAGACCGGGUCAAUGGAGGAGAAAGCCUUCAUUUACAAGAAAUUACUCUGAAAAAAUGUUCAAAAUUCAUGGAGAAGCUUGUAAAAGAAUAUCACUUGGUUGUCUUUGCAACAACACAAACUAUAAUGCAAAAAAGUUCAAAUUCAACAGAAAGAUCAUCUUCCUUAAAACUUUCUUGUGAAGAAGUAGAUAUAGACUAUAGACCCUAUCUUUGUAAGUCAUGGCAACAAAUGGUAAACCAUAGAAUAUUUUUUUCCAGACUUGAUAAUUCUGAAAGCAACAACCAAAUGUUUUCAAUAGUGUCAUGUCAUCUAAAAAGCAACAAUGUAAUAAAGCGUUUAUUUAGUAUUAGAGAAAGUGGAAUUCAUUUUUGUUAAUCUAUAUCAGAAAUAAUCUACAUGCAGGUGUUGAGUUGAGGUAUUUAAAAAUGUCUUCCCUUUGAUGAUAUAUCUAUCAACAUUUCUGAAUUUGAAAGACUAAAAAGUUAACAUCAAUUUUUCUGUAUAAAUUGCAGUAUUUCUUAAGCAUGAAUUUCAGGUACAAGGAAAUACAUUUUAUGUUCUUAGGUUAUCAUGGGCUAAAUAACAAUAUCAGUGCUUUGAUGUUGAUUAAAAUCUAUGCAAAAGAAAUGUAUUUCAGUUUAAAUAAAAGAUUUUAUAAUUUUGUAUCAUA
This is a messenger RNA of Antechinus flavipes (yellow-footed antechinus), 1391 nucleotides long. RefSeq names its product X-ray repair cross complementing 2 (gene XRCC2). Gene Ontology annotation, cellular component: Rad51B-Rad51C-Rad51D-XRCC2 complex; replication fork; centrosome. The transcript is spliced from 3 exons. Lineage: Eukaryota; Metazoa; Chordata; Mammalia; Dasyuromorphia; Dasyuridae. Gene Ontology annotation, molecular function: four-way junction DNA binding; ATP binding; ATP-dependent DNA damage sensor activity. The record is from RefSeq and is a predicted model, not a curated record. Gene Ontology annotation, biological process: DNA strand invasion; double-strand break repair via homologous recombination. Bases 251 to 1096 code for a protein of 281 amino acids.